Molecule: messenger RNA, 2569 nt
Organism: Cucumis melo (muskmelon)
Lineage: Eukaryota; Viridiplantae; Streptophyta; Magnoliopsida; Cucurbitales; Cucurbitaceae
Product: cysteine-rich receptor-like protein kinase 10
Exons: 8
Coding region: 608-2260 (550 amino acids)
Biological process (GO): protein phosphorylation
Molecular function (GO): ATP binding; protein kinase activity
Source: RefSeq, a predicted model, not a curated record
AAAAAGAACAACAGAUAAUUUUAAGAAACAGUUUCAACUAUAAUUUCUCGGUCCAUCUCGAUCGAGAUUGACAUGAAGAUUGUGUUUUUGUUUUUAAAUUUCAAAAUAAAAGGUUUUAUUGAAUGACCAAAAUACCUUUGGAAGCUCGAACUUUAAAUAUUCUCAAAACUCUCAACUGUGCUCUCAUUUCAGUAUACUAAACAAGUUUGCUUCCAAAAUCGAAGAUAUUUCUUUCAUUUUUGCUCCCAAAAUUUAAGGAGUUAUUCUAGAACUUAAAUCUCAGAAGAUUCGUUUGAAGGAAUGCCGAUAUAUGUUGCAUUUCACAUGCCUUUUGUGAGGAGCCGAGAUACACAGUCAUGUUUCCCAAAAAGGAGCAGCGGCUCUCGAGAAUAAAUGAGAAGCGGGGAGGGCACCUCCUUCCUCCUCCUUGCCUAAUGCUUAUCGCCAAAUUUUCCAAACAUUAUUUCUUAUCUCCCAUUUAGCAAUCCAAACCAUUGAAACACGUCAAUGGAAGAUUUUUAGUUCCUUUCUAACACCUAAGUUUCUCUAAAAGAAAAAAAAAAAAAAAACUUUUGUUUACACAGCCAAAGAAAGCAGAAAAACGGAGAUGGGAACUCCAAAAAACCUUCUCUUCCUUUGCUUCAUUCUCAUAUUCAUGGUUUCAACCACCAUUUCUCAAAUAGAAAUAGUAACCCAUUCAUGUUCAAACAGCGGCAACUACACCACCAACAGCAUUUAUAAGCAAAAUCUCGACACCCUCCUUUCCUCCAUCGCCUCCAACACCGAUAUUGAUUACGGCUUUUACAAUUUCUCAGCCGGACAGCAACCCAACAGAGUUAACGGCAUCGCCUUUUGCCUGGCCGGUCUAACGGUGGACGAAUGCCGGAGCUGUAUCCAAAAUUCAACUCGAAGGAUUCUAGAGGAUUGCCCCAACCAGAAAGAAGCUAUCGGAUGGUACACCGUUUGCAUGGUUCGUUACUCAAAUAGAUCAAUAUUUGGCGUUUGGGUCGACCGAGUUCUUGGGCCAACUUUUGUUUCCGGUCGGAUUGCGUCAGAUAUAGAUGGUUACAAUCUAUCACUCGGAACUUUGUUGCAAAGUCUGAGAAAUGAAGCUGCGUCUGGGGAUUCUAGACACAAAUUGGCAGUGGGUGAAAUCAGAGCUCCCAAUUUGGAUAACAUAUUUGGGUUUGUUCAAUGUACUCCGGAUUUGUCCUCUGUGGAUUGCAAUAAUUGUCUUAUGAAGACUGCUGAACAUAUUCCGAAUGGAAGUAUGGGAACGACGAUAUUUUCGACCAACUGUUUUUUGAGAUAUGAGACUAAUGAUAUUUUCUACGACAUUCAGUCGCUGCCUCCCACUGCUGGUGGCGGCGGCGCUACUUCCCCACCUAUGUCAUCGCCACCUCCUCCGCCGCCUCUGCCUCCAAAGCCAGGGAUUACGGCUAGAACUGUAAUUAUUGUUGUUGUGUCCAUUGUUUCUGUCAUCAUUCUCGUUGUUGCAAUUUUCAUCAUUUUGAGGUUGAGAAAACGAAAGAACAGAAAAUCAACAGAUAAAUUUGAAGGAGUUGUUAUUGGGGACACCACUGACGAAAUUAGCAGUGUGGAGACAAUUCAAUUUGAUUUUGAAACCAUUAAAAUUGCGACAAAUGAUUUCUCAAGUGAAAACAAGCUUGGACAGGGUGGAUUUGGAGCUGUUUAUAAGGGUAAGCUGCCUAAUGGACAACGUAUUGCAGUGAAGAGGCUUGCUAAUAAUUCACAACAAGGAGAUGUUGAAUUCAAAAAUGAAGUUCUUUUGGUGGUAAAGCUUCAACAUCGAAACUUGGUUAGGCUGUUGGGAUUUUGCUUGCAGAAAACUGAAAGACUUCUCAUUUAUGAGUUUGUACCAAAUGCCAGCCUUGACCAAUUCAUAUUUGAUUCUAGGAAACGGACACUAUUAGAUUGGGAAAGACGAUUCAAAAUCAUAAAUGGAACUGCACGAGGACUUCUUUACCUUCAUGAAGAUUCUCGCCUUCGAAUCAUACAUCGGGAUCUCAAAGCUAGCAAUAUUUUGUUGGAUGAAAAAAUGAAUCCAAAGAUCGCUGAUUUUGGUAUGGCAAUAUUGUUUGAAGUAGAUGAGACUCAAGGCAGUACAAGUAGAAUUGUGGGAACUCAUGGCUAUAUGGCUCCAGAAUAUUUAAUGCAAGACCAGUUUUCAGUUAAAUCGGAUGUCUUUAGCUUUGGUGUUUUAAUGCUUGAAAUCGUGAGGCCUGUUCGAAUUGUCUAGCACAACAAAUUGAAGAGUAGCUUGAAAAUGAGAUUCAUACUUCUGUUGGGUGAAGAAAGUCUUCUCUCCAACGAAGAACUGAAGAAUAUGUUUAAAGGCUGCUUGUCAACUCACGCCACCGUUAAUUAAUUCGACUCUACUUUCGUCGCCUGCAAGAAUGUAAUGCCUGUGAUCGCAUUUCAAUUAAAUAACAAAUCAAAAUUGGUUUAUGUAUAUAUAUAAACACGACCAAACUUUGAUUAUGUGAAUUAAAUAUUCUAACAUCGUUUUCACCGAGUAAUGUUAAUGGCAAAAAAACAAAUUGGUUGA